UUAUAAAGCGCAUGACGUCAGAGCUGGUACGCAACCGCAGCAGGCGAAAAAGCGACGAUGGUCCUCAUCAGGGAAUACCGUGUCGUCCUGCCCUGCACUGUGGAGGAGUACCAAGUGGGACAGCUGUUCUCCGUGGCCGAAGCCAGCAAGAACGAGACAGGCGGGGGGGAAGGCAUCGAGGUGCUGAAGAACGAGCCCUACGAGAAGGAGGGAGAGAAAGGCCAGUACACACACAAGAUCUACCACCUCAAGAGUAAAGUUCCUGCAUUUGUGAGGAUGAUAGCUCCUGAGGGCUCCUUGGUCUUCCAUGAAAAAGCCUGGAAUGCAUACCCUUACUGCCGAACCAUCGUCACAAAUGAGUACAUGAAAGAUGACUUCUUCAUCAAGAUUGAGACGUGGCACAAACCAGACCUGGGCACGCUGGAGAACGUGCAUAAGCUGGACCCGGCCACUUGGAAGAGUGUAGAGGUGGUGCCCAUCAACAUAGCAGACGGAGAACAAGUCGCCCCAGAAGACUACAAGCAGGAAGAGGACCCAGCUCUGUUCAAGUCAACCAAGACUGGGAGAGGACCCCUCGGACCCAACUGGAAGAAGGAGCUGGCCGUGAAGACGGACUGCCCCAGGAUGUGUGCCUACAAGCUGGUGACGGUCAAGUUCAAGUGGUGGGGUCUUCAGACGAAGGUGGAGAGCUUCAUCCACAAGCAAGAGAAACGCAUCUUCACCAACUUCCACCGGCAGCUGUUUUGCUGGAUCGACAGCUGGGUGGAGCUGACCAUGGAGGACAUCAGGAGGAUGGAGGCGGAGACCCAGAAGGAGCUGGAGGAGAUGCGUCAGAAGGGCUCUGUGCGGGGCACCACGGCCGCAGACGAGUAGCCGCUGCCUCCCUAGGUCUGAGCGAGGCUACCUCCGCAAACACGGCCAAGUCAGAGGAACCAGUGCUGCCAACGACGAAUGACAACGGAAGGAUAAUUCAAAACGCGACAACAACUACGACAAGGAUCACCAUGACGACGAGUGCGACGCAGACUUCCUGGGCGCCCCCCCUACCCCCCCCGGGCGCUCAGGGAAGGGAGGGGGGGGUGCCACCGCCCGCAAAACGAUCACUAAAAACAUCCUCCCUAUCACCACCCCUCCACCAAUCACAGACACCCUAGCCUCAGAGGGAAUUGAUUUGUAGGAAGUGACUCGGGCCUAGCUGAGGGUUAGAGGCAUUUCCGCUGGGCUCCUAUUGGCCGGAUGACUUCACCGUCAGGACCACGAGCAGUUUAGAAGAGCUGGUGUCGUGAUCGAGACGAAUAUUUCAGUGUUUAAUUGGCGUGAUUCCAUCGCGGCAGGUGUUGGACCAAGUAUUUUGUUAUUCCAUUUCUUGAGAGGAAUCUCCCUCAGUUCUAGUCUGUUUUUGCCGAUUUGCUUCUUUUAUUUUUAUUUUCUUGCUUUUUGUGUUCUUUAAUGUCGAUCAUUCCUCUCAAGACAAUGGCCUCCCUGGCCUCCCUCCCCCUCCCCCGCUCCUCCCAGCUGUGUCAGUGUUCACCUCCUCUGCUGUGAACAUCUCUCUCCUCAUUUUCAUGUCUCUUCCUGCCACAGCCGUCAUUAAGAGAUUACUAACACACUUGGCGUCUGUGCCCCUUUGAAAUCUCUCUCUCCCUUUUUUCCCCUCCGUCCUCCCUCCCUCCCCCUCUGUCCUCCCUCCCUCCCUCCCUCCCUCUGUC
Molecule: messenger RNA, 1709 nt
Organism: Hypomesus transpacificus
Lineage: Eukaryota; Metazoa; Chordata; Actinopteri; Osmeriformes; Osmeridae
Product: phosphatidylinositol transfer protein beta isoform
Exons: 12
Coding region: 58-873 (271 amino acids)
Biological process (GO): phospholipid transport
Cellular component (GO): cytoplasm
Molecular function (GO): phosphatidylcholine intramembrane carrier activity; phosphatidylinositol binding; phosphatidylinositol transfer activity
Source: RefSeq, a predicted model, not a curated record